AUGGGGCAAACCAUACCUGGGUGGAGACGAGGCAGUUCACAGAGCGUGGUGCUUGUCGGCGAGCGAGGGGGGAUGCUUGGCCGGCAGCAGCAGCAGCAGCAGCAGCAGCAGCAGCAGCAGCAGCAGCAGCAGCAGCAGCAGCAGCAGCAGCAGCAGCAGCAGCAGCAGCAGCAGCAGCAGCAGCAGCUACAGCCGCAGCUACAGCAGCAGGCAGGCGGCAGCAGCCUCUCUGGUUCCCCCCACUCCCCCAGUCAAACCGCGUCUGGACAAGUCAAUGCCGGUCAACGGGGCGGCGGUAUGGGCAGCGUUGGUGCAGCCGGCAUGGGCGGCAUGGGCGGCAGGCCGCAGGGGCGGCGGCGGUCGCUGGUGUCGCACUCGGGCGGCUUGACAGCUGGCCUGUCUCCUGGCCUAGCCGCUCGUUCUGGCCUCACUGGGAGCUCUUUUGCCAGUGGUGCCUUUGCUGGUGGUGGCACUGCUAUUGUAAGUGGCAGCAUCAACACCCACGCGGGCAGCAGCAGCAGCUUUAUCCGGGGCAGGAGCCGCACCAUCUCCACCACUACAGUCACAGCUGUAUCAGGGGCAGGCGGAGGGAGGCUGGGCGGAGCUGGAGGAGUAGGAGGAGGAGCAGGAGUGGGAGUGCUAGGAGGGGGAGCAGGAGGAGGAGGGGGGACGCUGUCGGCGCUGCCCCCGGCGCUGUCUCCACGUGCGUUGGCUCAGCUGGACCGCAGCUUUGGCAGUGAUGAGUCCAUGUCGUCCAGUGGUGAAGUGGUCAACGUGCUGCAUGAUGCUUCAGGCAGUGGUGCUGGCGGCAUGAAGGGCGUCUGUGCCAUUUGCCUAGAGCGUCAACGGGCAGGGAGAGGGCACGCGCUCUUCACAGCGGAGUGUGGGCACACCUUCCACUUCCACUGCAUCACGGCCAACGUGCGCCACGGCCACUCCGCCUGCCCACUCUGCCGCAAGCGCUGGCACGAGCACCGGAUUUCUGCUGUCCCACAUGCUGCUGCUGCUGCGGCUGCUACAGGUGGCACCACUCCUGCAGGAGCAGUUGUGCCUGUCCAGAUGUACCUCCCCCCUGUGGCGAAUCCGUACAUAGAGGACGGACCCGAGAGCCCAGACACCAGCGGCACGUAUGAUUCCGGGGAGAUUCGGGCGGCAGCUGCUGCCGCCCAGUCGAAAGCCUGGGCGGCACUGAGGAGGAGCAGGGGCGGGGGAGGAGGGGGAGCGGGAGGGGGCGGGGGAGGAGGGGGAGCUGUGCCAACAAGCACAGUGGGAGCAGCGCCUAUUCGAGUCCAUCCAGUGGCGCGAUCAACAGGAGGAGCAGGGGCAUCAGCAGCGGCACUGUUGCCAUGGCUCCCUGCCACGUCGUGCGAGGACCCUGACAGCACGACGUCGCUGCAGGAGUGGAUGGGAGGGCGGCAGGGAGCGGCGGCAUCAGACGUGGCAGCAGCAUUAGGCGCAGCAGAUGCCCCCCCAAGCGCCACAUACGGUGAGCUGAUUGCGGGAAGCAGCAGUCUCUCACUGCAAGCACCGCAACCACCACAGGUGCAGCAGCAGCAGCAGCAGAGUCUACUGAGGCAGGCGUCUAUAGUGGCGCAUGAACUGACACUAGGUCGCUCCAGAGCUGCCUCUGCCUUCCCCCGCUCCAAAAGCACCAGCGGCACUGCUGCUGCUGAUUCUGCUGCUGCUGCUGCUGCUGCUGGUAAUUCUGCUGCUGGUUCCCUUACAUCUGGUGCUAAUGCGGCCAAUGUUAGCAGCAGAAUCAGCAGCAGCAGUGGUGGCGGCAGCAGCAGCGGCGGGCUUAGAACGGCUUCCAGCCUUCCCACGCCCCCUGCUGCCAGUCACGCGGUGCCUUUACCAAGUGUGGCAGGGGAGGAGGCUGGGGAGGCAAGGGGAGGCAAGGCCGGCCCAGCCUAUGCUCCUCUGACACGUGGCAGCCUGCAGCCUCUCGCUGCCAUCCAUCCAGUGCGGCAGCAGAUGCUGCUGCCAGGGCAAGUAGGGGCGGAUGAUUCGCCUCGAGUGUACAACGAUGAUCAGAGCCUCAAUAGCCCCCCGGCUGCUGCCCCUGGCACCUCUGCUCUUGGUGCCAUCUCUUCUCCUGCUGCUGCUGGCGAUGCCGCCCCUGUUCCUAUCGGAGGUGCUACUACCACAGAUGGCGCCGUUUCUCCCACUGCUGGUUUGGUCGCCAGUGCCCCACGUGCUCUCUCACGCCUCUCUGCUGUUGGGUCGGCGGCAGUUGAGUCUGCGCCCCACCAGAAGACGCCUGCCUCAGAAAACGCCUCGUUCCCUGUCCAGCUGUCUGUGUGCGCGGAGCGCACGCCUCCCCCUUUCAUGGAAGUUUCCGAGUGUUACACCGUGCUGCUCACUCUUAAAGCCCCUCCGCUCGACCCUCCUGCUGCUGACUCCACCACUCCUGCCUCUCCUCCAACCGAACACCACCAGGGCUCACCGCUCCCCACCCCUGCCACCACCGAUGGAACCACUUCCACUAUCACUACUACCACUCCUGCCGCCCACUCAUCAAGAGUACCCAUCGAUUUAGUCACACUUUUGGACCUUAGCGGGAGCAUGCACGGGCCGAAGCUUCAGCUGCUGCAGCAGGCCAUGCUCUUCCUCAUCUCCCAGCUCGGCCCCCACGAUCGGCUCUCUAUAAUCACAUUCUCCUCACAAGCACACCGCGUGACGCCCCUCAGGAGGAUGACGGAGGAGGGGCGGCAGGAGGCGGAGGGGAAGGUGCGGGGGAUGGUGGCGGGGGGAGGGACGAAUAUCGCCCAGGGGAUGUUGAAGGCGUUGAGAGUGGUGGAGGAGAGGAGGGAGCGGAACCCGGUGGCGAGUAUCAUGCUGCUGUCCGAUGGGCAAGAUACCGCCACGUGCAGCCAGAAGGGGUUCGGAUACAGCUCUCUCAACCACCCCAAGCAAACCUACAGCCGCCUACUCCCCAGCCAGAUGACACGCAACAAGUCCUCCUCCUCUCAAGAUUCCUCCUCCUCCCGGCGUCUAGUCCCCGUGCACACCUUUGGCUUUGGUGCCGACCACGACGCUGCCGCCCUGCACGCCAUAGCCGCCGACACAGCUGGCGUCUUCUCAUUCGUCGAGGAGCCGGCCAGCGUGACCGCCGCCUUUGCGCAGUGCCUGGGCGGCCUGCUGUCUGUCGUUAUCCAAGAGGCCAAGAUCUCGUUCGCGGUGGGAUCGGAUCUCCCCGGGUGGCAGAUCGCGGCAGUACAUGCGGGGGGGUAUGCAUACAGAGUGGGGGAGAAGGAGAGGGAUGGAGCGGUGCUGCUGGGGGAUCUGUAUGCAGAGGAGGAGCGGCACGUGAUGCUGGAGGUGUGGCAGAGACGACAGAUGGAGGACAAAUCCCGAGCCAGGGACACGUCAGCAAAAACAGCACAGCGCGACAUGUGUCGCAUUCUGAGAGCACGGUGCAGCUACAGAUGCCGCCCGCUGUUCCAGGAAACCCACCGCACACCGCUGGUAGAGCUGGCCGUAGCACGAGCGGAGGAGGAGGAGGAGGAGGAGGAGGAGGAGGAGGAGGAGGAGGAGGAGGAGGAGGAGGAGGAGGAGGAGGAGGAGGAGGUGGAGGAAGGGUGGGAGGAAGAAGGGCGCAUGUGGGAGGAGGGUGCAGAGGGGGAGUGGUAUGAUGAACAGCAUGGGCAGGAGGAAGGGGAGUAUGGGGCGCACAGCAGCGGGCAUGAUAGCUUUGCGGCGGCGCUCGCAGCAGCAGGCGGGUGGGACAGUGGCGCGCAGGGAAGCAGCAGGCAGGCCAGUGGCAGGCAAGAAGGGGCGUCCCAUGGUGUGUCGCCGCCAGUGUCAGGAGCUAUGGAGUCUGGACGGCAGGGGGGAGAAGGGAGGAGGAGAAAUGCCGAGGUGGCGAGGGUGAGGAGGAAGAAGGCUCCUCCGCCCUUGGCUCUGGAGAGGCAGAAGAACCGACUUGCCGCCACCAAAUGCAUCACUGCAGCGUUGCAGCAGGCAGAGGCGGGCAGCCUGGCAGCAGCACAGCGCACCAUACAGCAAGGCGUGGCAGCCAUCCAAUCGUCUUAUGCCAUGCAGCAAGGGGAUGAGGCAUCAAUGCAUUUGAUUGACGAGCUGAUGGAGAUCGAGAGACGCAUGUGCAACAUGCAGACGUACAAGGGAGCAGGUCUGGCGUAUGCUCUCUCUGCGCAGUCAGCUCAUCUGCUGCAGCGAGCAAACACGAGGGGGGGAGGGGCCGCAGCAGACAGCACAGCUGGCCUCGACUACAUGACGCCUUCAAUGGUCAACAUGCUGCAUAAGUCACGAGCACACAGCGCUGCCUUCACAACAUCCCCCUCCUCCUACCCAUCCUCCUCGUCUCGCCACACUCAUCCUAACCGCCCCACACUCCCUCAAACACACCCUUCACCACACGCCUCACCUCAUCUGGAGGACACGAGCAACAGCAGCAGUGGGUCGCUGGUGCUGCCAGCGCCUCACUCAGGUCCAUUCAUGGACGGCAGGGAGUGUGAAACACCCACGUUUCGAGGCAGAGGGGUGCCAAAAAACGGUAGAGGAGGAGGGGCAGCAGCUGCUGGCGUUGCUGCAGCUGCUGCUGCUGCCGCCUCCUCCAUAUCACCCUCUCAGCCGUUUUUUGACAGCAGACAAGGGCCGAACGGGGCAAAUGGGAUGCUCGCUGCUACAGCUGCAGCCCUCCCCCAACCACCCCUGGACGGUUUGAAUGGAGCAAGCUACAGCAACAUCUGCUCCUCUCAGCGUGGUAUUGAUGUCUCCUUUGGCAACUCCUGUGAGCAGCAGCAGCAGCAGCAGGGCGAGACAGAGGAGCUCUUAUUUGGCUCGGCUUCCUUUCAAUCCAGACCGCCAACAGAGGCAGCGUGCCAGACACGCCGACAACAGCAGCAGAAGCAACAGCAGCAGCAGCAGCAGCAGCAGCAGCAGCAGCAGCAGCAGCAGCAGCAGCAGCAGCAGCAGCAGCAGCAGCAGCAGCAGCAGCAGCAGCAGCAGCAGCAGCAGCAGCAGCAGCAGCAGCAGCAGCAGCAGCAGCAGCAGCAGCAGCAGCAGCAGGGAGGAGUGGGGCUGAGAAGGCAGAGGUCUGGCGUGCAGCGCAGCAGCAAGCCGGCUCCCCUGGUGGUGCGCAGUGGGAUGGGUCUCGCUGCUGCUGUGGCCGCCGCUGCUGCAGCUGCAGGGGAUGGCCGGCUGGACUCCUCUGCUUCACUCUCUGCUGUGGCUCAUGCGCUCUCGUCCUCACCUCGUCCCGUGGAAGCAUGA
Messenger RNA from Closterium sp. NIES-65, 5235 nucleotides. The record is from the annotation of a GenBank genome assembly. NCBI's taxonomy places the organism in Eukaryota, Viridiplantae, Streptophyta, Zygnematophyceae, Desmidiales, Closteriaceae.